Saccostrea cuccullata (small rock oyster) is the source of this 7759-nucleotide messenger RNA. Its product is annotated as multiple epidermal growth factor-like domains protein 8. The record is from RefSeq and is a predicted model, not a curated record. The transcript has 18 exons. Gene Ontology annotation, molecular function: protein binding. Lineage: Eukaryota; Metazoa; Mollusca; Bivalvia; Ostreida; Ostreidae. The coding region runs from base 35 to 3925 and encodes 1296 amino acids.
CGGAACUUGUGUUUGUUUAUCUAACCUGGACUUGAUGAUUUUCCCCUGGAACUUUUUAAAACCAAUCAGCAAGAAGAAGACAGGAAGUGCCACUGGUCGCUAUGGUCACAGUGUCACUUCCUGUGGAGAACAUGCGGAUUCCUUUUAUAUGUUUGGAGGAUACUCUCAGGAAGAUGGCGCUCUAAGUGACAUCUGGAUCUAUAAUCUUACCACGUACAUGUGGAGUGAAGUGGUGCCCAUCACCACGAAUCAUCCUGAUGGCAGAUUCUUUCACCAAGCCGUCUGCAGUCCGGCGUCCAAAGAGAUUUUUGUGUAUGGAGGGGUGGUGAGGAAUAGAGAUGGAGCUUAUAAAGCAACCAAAGAAUUCUGGAAAUAUUCCAUUGGCUCCAGAAUGUGGCUCAAUCUUACUGAAAAUAUACCAGAUGAUUUCAGUCCACUUGCGGGACAUUCCAUGACCUUGGUGAAGGAGCGAUUUCUGGUGGUUAUUGGGGGGAUAUCCUCGGAGGACUAUUUCUCCAGUGAUAUCUAUAUCUAUAACACAAUGUAUGAGGACAACAAACCAGCAUGGAGCAAAUACAGUCUCGGCAGUCUACCCAGGGGUUUAUAUGGUCACAGUGCAGUAUAUUAUCCAGACAAAAGCAUUAUCUACAUUCAUGGAGGAAUGGCAUUUAAACAGUCCAAGUUUGAUGUUUCAAGGGAUACUUAUGUGUAUGACAUGGAGAAGAAUAUGGCUUAUUUUAUACAUACCAGGACUCACGAACAGGCUAUGCCGCGAGUGUUCCACACCGCUGUGCGUGCUCUGGAUGGAAUGUUGGUGAUUGGGGGAAUGGGAACCAGAGGACAAAUAACAAAUUACAUGUCACUCUUCAGAUUCAAGUGCAGCAUAUGGCACAAGUACCAAACAGACUCAGGUAUGACUGAUGAACGUAGUUCAUCGUACAGGAAAAUGACCAACUCAUUAAUAGGAGCUAGUUCCAUCCGCCAGAGGAACCGCAUUUAUGUGGUGGGGGGUUACAAUGGCACCACCUAUAGUCAGAUGGUGGAGGUGGAGCCUAAGGAGACUUUCUGUCAGACUGCUCUACACGAGAAUGACUGUAAGGCCAUCCCAAGCUGUGACUACUGUGUCAGCGAGGGCAUCGGAAUCUGUAUGGAAUCAUCUGAUGACAGUCGCUGUUCCAGAGGAGAGGUUUGUGAUGAAGGCUGGUUUAAUAAGACAGACUGCAGUGUCUACACCUCCUGUCACACCUGCCUUACAGGAAGUCCAUACUUCAACACACAGCCCUGUAAAUGGUGUAUGGACUGUGCCUCUUGUAUCAGGGCUGAGGAACAGUGUAAUAAUCACAAUAAUUGUGAAGAGAAGUCGGCCAUUACGUCUCCUCCCCACUGCCUGCAGGAGAAGUGUGACGUGGGACAGUGUAAGGACUGCCUACAUGACCAGGGCUGUAUAUGGGCCAAUUGUAUACACCAGGGAGAGAACAACAUUCAGAUUGUAGACACCAGUUUCAGUUCCACCUGGAGAUGUACACGGGAUGUGGUAGGUGGUGUCUGUACAAAUCACAGUGUGUGUCCCCGGAGGUGUGAUGAACACACGGACUGUCUGUCCUGUCAGGAGGCCACAGGGAGGGGGGCGGGGUCCAGGGGCUGUGUGUGGAGCUCCGUCAAACAGCAGUGUUUUGAUGAGGCCCUGCUGCCCCUACGCUGUGUUGGGGGGGAGUGUGGUAUCAUCCUACAGAAGGAGCCACAGAAAUGUCCAGUCCCCUGCUCCCGAUUCCAGAUCUGUGCCGAGUGUAUCCAGGCUCCCUGGUGUGGCUGGUGUGCCUUCGCCGGUUACGUAGGGGAGGGGAUAUGUAUGAAGGGAGGUACACUUAACCCCACAGGGAAGGGAUCUUGCCUGGAAAACAACAUAAAACAUAGCGAAGGAUAUAUACCUAUCAAAAUGUGGACCAAGAAGUCUAAAGGUGUGCCAACCUGGGCCUACAGUUCCUGUCCCCCAGAGAAUGAGUGUAUUAACACCCACCACGACUGUGAUAACGAGAGCGAGAACUGUCACGACACAGAAACCAGCUAUAACUGUACCUGCAAGAAAGACUAUCUGAAGGACCCUAUCAGUGGUAAAUGUAAGCCUCAUUGUCAUGAGAAGUGUAUGAAUGGUACGUGUGUCCGGCCGGAGGUCUGUCAGUGUAACUUUGGUUACGUCGGGAAAACAUGUCAGACGGAAUGUGAUUGUUACGGGAACAGUGACUGUCUGAAUGAGCUCUCCCUGCAGGAAUGCCACAACUGUCUGAAUCAUACCAAGGGUAAGCGGUGUCAGUACUGCCUGAGUCGUUUUGUGGGAGACCCCACGGAGAGGAAGCCCUGUGUCUCCUGUUUUGUCUACUGUCAUAACCACACCUCCUCCUGUAUCUCCAAUGACUUCUAUAGUGACCCCCACUUCAUGGCUAAGUUCUGGCUUAACAACUCUAUCAUAGAUCAGAAAAACAUGACAGGACCAAAACCGAGAGAUGCCAUGUGUAUAGCGUGUCAGAACAACACAGAAGGGAAGAGAUGUGAUCGCUGUCAGGAGGGCUACUUCAGGGUGAAGAAAGAACACAAGACACUGACAGACGUCUGUAUCAAGUGUCAGUGUAAUGGACACAGUGAUACUUGUAAGAAUGACACCGGAGAAGGUUGUCAGUGCCUUAACAACACAGAGACCCCAGCUUGUAAAUCUAAUUCUGACCCACAGGCAGAAAAGUGCUGGCAGAAACAGUGUUCCAAAUGUAAAGAGUACUUUAUUGGUGAGCCGACAAAGGGACAUCACUGCUACAGACAAAUGACAGUAGAUAAAGAGUACUGCUUUGACCCCAGCACCCAGACCAACUGUAACCAGAACCCAGGGCCCCUCUACAAGGGAAGAACCGUGUUUUUUGCUGUACAACCUCGGUACCUUAAUGUGGACAUCAGGAUCACCAUAGACGUCACACAUGGAGCUGCUGACGUGUAUUUUUCGUCAAGUGAGAAAACAUUCACUGUAAAUGUUCAACAAGGCACUGGUGUACAUAUGGUGGAACUAGACUCGGACUUCUCCACUCUUCCUGACUCACUUCAAAUACAUACAGGAUUCCGUUCACGGAGAAGUAUUUUUAAUUCGACCUCUAACACGUCCCACCCGCACAUAACGCUGCAGGCUACAAACUUCCACACAUAUCACACAGUGCAGGAGACAGGAGCCAUUAUUAAGUUUGAGAAUGUCCGAUCACGUUUGGUAGUCACAUUACCGCUUGACCAGCAUGACCUCAGAACGUCCAAGUUUUACCUGAUUAUUUAUGGCCAGGGUGAUGGUAGAGGACGGGGAACAUUUGGAAACCUGUACUUCAGACAAGAUCAGCCACACAUCGAUUUGUUUGUGUUCUUUUCCGUAUUCUUCAGCUGUUUCUUCUUAUUUCUUGCCACCUGUGUUUUAUUGUGGAAGUUCAAACAGGCUAUAGACACCCAAAGAAGUCGUCAACGACAACAAAAAGAGAUGCUACACAUGGCUUCCAGGCCUUUUGCUAAAGUCCUAGUGCUUAUUGAACCAGAAUCCUGCAUUUAUUCUUCUACUCCAGUUCCUAGAAGAAGAACCAAAUAUACCAAAGUCACUUCAAGAAAUCCACACCACCUUCCCUCCCUAACUCCUGUGGAGAGUACUCUACCCCCACUGACAAUGCAUAAACCAGUGUUCAUGAAAGAACCAUUGAGCCCCUUUGAUAUUGUUCCCAUAGCGACUGAACCAACAGCAGACAAUAUGGCCGCCUUGAGAACUGUGGUCAUUCAAUUACCGGGGGACCAAUCAGUGCCCUCCAAACUCUGUCUAGGGACGGGGCUCACUUACCAAAAUAGCCGCACAUAUAAUCAUAGCCACCAGAAGUCAACGGUGAGACAGAGGACGGGCCAUCAGUACUGCUGAGGUCUUAACUAAGCCAUUGAUACAUUUUACGUCUUGUCUAUUUCAUAUUAAUUAAGGUUAGUUAAUUUUCUGGUAGGAAUCUGCUUCUUUGAGUGGCUGUUUGAGCUACAGCAAAAGUUCUUUAAUUCAAAUAUUUAAUUUGAUCAAUUUUGUGGUUUAUAUUACUGAUUAAGUGUUGUAAAGCAGAAAAUUGUUGUAUAUGGAUGCCAAAUAACUAUCCCAAUGGAUUAUAUAAAAAAUCAGCUAUGUUCUGGACUGAUCUAAAGUGUCAUAAGUGGCAAACUGCAUAAUAUUCAUUAUUUCAUAUGCUUUAAUAUGUACAGAUUCAAAGUAUUCUGUCUUCUGUCAUGAAAUUUAAGACUAUCAAGUCAUGAACAUGUACAUACAUAUUCCUAUUUUAUAAUUUUUUUUGUUUUGGAAAGUCAGUGAAAUCUGUAAAAUAGAUAAUGCUGGUAGUGUCCAAGGAAAAAAAAAUUCUAUCCAGUACGUGCCAUUUUGAUUUGGCUAUUGGAUAAUAAAAACAUACAAUAUGAAUGGUUAUAUAUUGGCUCACUAGUAUCAAUCCUCCUUUUCCCCAUACAAUUAUAAAUAUAUGUAUUUUCCCUCCUCAGUUUUAUAAGAAAUAUCUGUGCUGUCGUAUGAGAUAUUCAUUGUGACUGUGAUUGCUGUUUGAACAAAUGUAAGUGUUCAGGAGAGAACUGUGUUCUAAAGGUGCUUUAUGAAUGUUAUAUUGUCUGUUCAUUUUGAGGCAUGUGUACAGUUAAAAUUACUAUUGCAUUGAGAUAUAUUUGUCUGAUUUGACUGCUGUGAAAUUUUAUGACUGUGUUUAAUGACUCUGAUGAUUUAAUCAUAUGUAUCGGUUUGUACAAUGGUGUUUUAUGUAUGUGACUUCAAGUUUGUCUUUGUUUUUUUAUUAUGUUCAUAUAUAUAUAAUUGAUAUUUGUAAUAUGUUAAAUAUUUUUCUGAGAGUGUGAGUGCCAUAUUUGUCCAUCAUUUUAUAAAGUCGUUGACAAUGAAUUCAUCAAAUCAUCAAGCACUUGCAUCGUAAAAUCUCUUGUGUUAGCUACAAUGGUCAACAUUCCGUAGUGGUUUCAGAAUUGUGUAGUUGUUAAAAUAAACCAUGUAUACCUCUUUUUCAAGUACAAAUGCUCAUCUAGUCCUAGGAAUUAUAUAUUUACUGUACAUCAUUAUCUGUGUUUCAGGAAAUUGGCAUUUCUAGCUUGGUAAUUAGUUUUAAUCUUAAAAUUUAUGCAUUAUAAAUAGGAAGUUUUGCACCCUGGUGAUUUUUUGUUUUGUGUGCAUAAGCAACAUUAUUAACUUUGUUUUUACAGAAAAACUUUAUUUUCAUUGAUACUAAAUAUUUGGGCAUUUCAUGGCAGAUUUUCUUUAAAGUAAUACUGAAUGUUUAAGAAGUACCUGGUAAUACUAAUGAACAGUCUUGUAAAAUGUUUUUGGCCAAAGCUUUUCUAGACAAUUUUAAGAAUGUGCAAUUACAUGUAUUUUGAGAUUUACAUUGUCUGCUUUAAAAAGAAAACUGUGAUAUUAAUAACUGUAAAAUCAUCAUUAUCUGUGGAUGACCAAUGUUUGUUGAUUGAUCAGCCACAAUGACAGAUUUGAAUCCCCAGGAAUAUAAACUUGUCUGGCACAUCAUUUAAGUUCUUGAUCUACAGUAUUCAAUUUACCUCCCAAGAUGUAACUUCAAACCAGUAAAACUUCGGUUUCCCGCAUACAAGAUCUCCCAUGAAGUAAAAAUAACAAAUAAUGUUUGAAUUUUUAUCAAUUUACACUUUGAAAAAUCAUAAAUUUUCAGACUAUAGACAGAAAAUAGGAUAAAUUAUUUUUUCCUGAAAGCCAUACUGAAGUAGACUAAAAUGAAACCCAUCUGAAAACAAAAAAAACAUUAUUUUUUUGUAAACUCUAUCACUUUGCUCACAAUUAAAUGAGUGUAUAUUCCAUUUGUUUCUGAUUUGUUUCUGAUCUGUUACUCUAGUCAGUAUGCUUUUUAAAAUUUUAUUUUUGCUAAUCCAUUUAUGUAAAAAAAAAAAAAAUCUUGUUUCUUGAAACAGUUUGGCAAUUUUGUGGAUUGUAAACUAUCAGUUAUCGUUAUGACAGGCUGUCUUACUGUGUGUGUGUUUUUUGCCAAAGUUGUUACAUUUAUUUGACUGAGAUAUUUCACUGCUUUAUUCAAUCAAAAUAAUGCUUACUUCUUUUAUCCCCUUGUUAAAAAGUGCUUUUGUAACCCCCCUCACCCCAAUGCCCAGUAUCAUGAUCCAAUGAUUGUCACUUACCGUAUAUACUCGCCUAUAAGUCGUUUUUUGGGGGAGUUAAAUUUUGGUCCAAAAGUCUAUGUCCAACUUAUAGGCGAGUCAUAAAGAUAUUGGUAUUUUUCUGGAAAGUGAAACGUAGCAUUUCAUAUAUACUACCCCAGGUAGUAUUUCUGACGAUUACUGAAGAACACAGUUUAAUGUACCUGGUAUAAUCAUUUAUGCAUUCAAAGAUUAUAUAUAAAGUACAAGUACUUACUAUUUAAAUAGUUUUAUUUUUAUCUUAAGUGUAUAUUAUUCAUUUGUUUAAUGAUUUAAAAUCAAAUAUCGGCAUUAUUUAGAAAAUAUAUUAAUAGAACACAACUAAAAAGCAUCAGUGAAUUGAUUUAAAAUGUCAAACGAUUCUGGCAAAAAGUUGUACCAACUUAUAAGCGGGUCAAUGGCAAAUCCCUCCAUGUUAACCUAAGAAGAAUACAACCGACUUAUAGGCGGACCGACUUAUAGGCGAGUAUAUAACGGUAAAUUACCUGGUAUGUACAGUGUUAGUUGUAAAUUUAUGCCAUUGCCCAAGUUUGUAAAAAGUUUAUGUAUAAGAAUCAUAGAUUUAGUAGGAAAUAGAAUUAUUACUCUACGUACAGUGUACUAGAUUGAUAUAAUCAUAAGUAUAUAUAGAUUUUGUAAUUCCAUGAUUCCAUGACAAAAGAGAAGAUAAAGAUUUCAUAACAAUGCAUGUAUCUGUCAACAGAUUUUUUUACUCAUGAUGAAGAUGUGAUUUAAAAAAAAAAAAGUAAGAGCUAAAUUUGAUAGGAUCCUCUUAAAUGAUAUUGUAUCAAAGUAUUUAAUAAAUUUUGAAAAAAAAACAACCCAGAUGACAGCUGAAGCUGGAAGGUCAGGCAUGUAUGGACAGUUAUGUCUGAUUUAUUUUUUGGGUGUACUCACGCAACAAUAAUCAUUAUAUGAUUUUUUAAUCAAUUUGAAAGUUAUUAAUUGCUCAAUAGUGGCUAGGAAACUUUGAAAUAAAAAUUGCUUUAAUUAUGUUCCGUAGACUUUUGUUAAAAUUUGAUCUCCUGUAUUCUCUUUAAAAGCCUUUUGUUUUACCCUUUACAAUGUCUUGUUGAUGACUCAGAAAUACAUGUGUCGAAGCAAACUAAUCCCCCUGGCAAGUACUUUUGUAUUUAUAUAUACAUGUACCAGUUUAUUACAUUAUUAUGAGGAAUCCUUUAUAUAGAAAGCUUUAACUAAGACUUAUUUUACAGUUGGCAUUUGAGUAUUAAUAAUUGUAACAUGUACUUAAAAGCAAAUUUUUAAAAUUAUUCAUAUACAUGUAUACUGUAAACCAACUUUUAUUCACGACUUUAUUUCAUGAUUUACCAGGUAUAAACUAGUUCUCGACAAUUAAUUUUUGCGAUCAAGCCUUUUUUGGAUCUGUUGUUAAUAGACACAUACACUUUAGGACUGGUUCGCACCGAGAAAUAUUCAUGAUGACAAGGCUCUCGCGAACUUCGCGAAAAUUUCUCACAUGCGAAAAAAAGUUUGUUUACAGUAAACCAACAAUUAUUUCCAUUAUGAU